GUGGAUAUCAGGAAGAAGUUACCUGUUGAAUCGUUCUAUCCUUUCUCUUUCCUACCCUUGCAGCUACCAGGAAAGGGGUAGCAGCCGACUUGUUAGCGUCUUCAAAAAAGGUAAGGAGAGGUAGACAAGGGGCGGCGGCGGAGACUGGCUACUGCCUUCCUUAGGAGAGGCUCAACAGCUGUUUUCUACCUACUGAGUCAAGUGAACUGGUUUACGGGAGCGGGUACCUGCAUUUAAGAAGAGGGCAAGGACGGAGGAACCCAAAACCACAGAGCCGCAUGGCUUCCGCCGUCUGGGGGAGUGCCUCCUGGUGGGGCCCGCCGCCCCCAGCCCCAGCCCGGCCGCUCACGGACAUCGACUUCUGCUCUGGUGCGCAGCUGCAGGAGUUGACCCAGCUGAUCCAGGAGCUGGGUGUGCAGGAGAGCUGGAGGGACGGGCCCGAACCGGGAGCAGACCUCCUCCGAGCCAAGGACUUUGUCUUCUCUUUGCUUGGUCUAGUUCACCGUCGGGACCCCCGCUUUCCCCCCCAGGCAGAGCUCUUGCUGCUUCGUGGUGGGAUUCGCGAAGGCUCCCUGGAUCUGGGGCAUGCACCCCUGGGUCCCUAUGCCCGGGGACCUCACUACGACGCCGGCUUCACACUCCUAGUGCCCGUGUUGUCUCUGGACGGCACUGAGCGAGAGCUGCAACUGGAUCUGGAAUCCCGUUACUCAUGGCUUCGCCUCCCAGAGCUUGUGUACGGAACCUCAGUCCGGGAGUUGUGGCAAGAUUGCCUAGGACCCCCAGUCCCAGGAGGACGUGAUUUGAGCCACCAAACCAAGAGCGAAGAAAGUCCCAAGGACCCGCAAAGCUCGGUGGACCAGCCGCAAGGUGACAUCACUGAGUCUGAGUCGCAUGUGUCUUUCGAAGAAUCGUCUAGUGACGUUUCAGGGUCCGAAUCGCCUCGGCAUGACGUCACCGACCCUGGCUUUCCUGCACCAUUGAAAAAACAGAGUAGUGACGUCACGAAGGAAGCCGUCGAAUGCCCAGUCCCAAAGCCGUCGGAGACUCAGGAGGCGUGGCCUACAUUGUGUCCAGCCCAGGUGGCUGCUUGGUUCUUUGUUAAGCUGGCCGCCGUCGCAGAGUCCCUGAUCCCGGUCCCGGGCGCCCCGCGCCUGGUGCACGCAGCUCGGCAUGCGGGGGUCACUACCAUCCUCCUGGCUACGCCGGGGCCCCCGCGCCGCCUCUUGCUCUUCGACCUGAUCCCAGUGGUAUCCGUGGCCGGCUGGCCCGAGGGGGCUCGGAACCACUCGUGGGCCGGUCCGCUGGCCGCCGAGCCAGCCUCCUUCUACCUGGUGCCCGGCGGCGGCACCGAGCGUCUGGGCGCCUCGGGUUGGCAGCUCUGCUUUGCCCGCCAGGAGCUGGCGCUCAAGGCGCGCAUACCCGCGCCGCUGCUGCAGGCGUACGCAGCAGCCCAGGCGCUACUGCGCCCGCUGGUGGCCGGGACCCGGGCCGCGGCGCCCUAUCUCCUGAGGACCUUGCUGUAUUGGGCGUGCGAGCGGCUACCCGCGCUCUACCUGGCGCGGCCGGAAAAUGCAGGCGCCUGCUGCCUCGGGCUGAUAGACGAGCUGGGCCGUGUGCUCGAGGCCGGGACGCUGCCUCACUAUUUUCUGAGAGGCCGAAAGCUCUGUGCCGGGGACUGCUCCGCUGCGCUGCUCCGGGCGUUGGCCGGGCUCCGCGCGGACCCUGCCCGGGCCCUGCGUACAGCGGUGGAAGAGGCCAAGAUUGCGCGCAAGGGGGGAGGCUUAGCGGGCGUGGGGGGCGGGGCGCAUUAAAGACGCUACUCCUACCAGUGCAGAAAGUGCUUCCGUUGGCUAGUGGGACGAGGAGGGGACUGCUUGCUCCCCGACUGAGAUAUAGACUGUGUGCCCUGGGCCCAAAGCCCCCCUUCUAGAAGCUCUUCUCGUCGGUUCCUCCCCAUGCCCCCGCCUCGUCCCCG
Galeopterus variegatus (Sunda flying lemur) is the source of this 1975-nucleotide messenger RNA. RefSeq names its product transmembrane protein 102 (gene TMEM102). The transcript has 3 exons. The record is from RefSeq and is a predicted model, not a curated record. The coding region runs from base 279 to 1811 and encodes 510 amino acids. Lineage: Eukaryota; Metazoa; Chordata; Mammalia; Dermoptera; Cynocephalidae.